Molecule: messenger RNA, 957 nt
Organism: Toxorhynchites rutilus septentrionalis
Lineage: Eukaryota; Metazoa; Arthropoda; Insecta; Diptera; Culicidae
Exons: 2
Coding region: 110-757 (215 amino acids)
Source: RefSeq, a predicted model, not a curated record
CUGGAUGUGAAUCAAAGUUACCUAUGACGAGUACUAAUCGAGAAUUUGAUUCAACGCUGCUGGAAGUGACAUUAGCGGAAAACUAAAACCUGAGAAUUUCCGAUUAAAAAUGAAUCGCCCAGUGAAUACUGUUGUCAUGAAACCGAACAUCCACUCACCAACAUCCGAAGCGGUUGCUCCACAAAAUGAUCAUCCAGAAGCUGUCCAUUCCAGCAGAAAUUACAACAUGGAAGCGUAUCUGUCCGAUGUGCUCUCGACAAGAUAUGAUCAAACGACACACUUGUUGUUUCAAGGGCCAGAAGGGUACAAUACCAAUCAACACAGACAGCUGGCUAAAGCAGAUAGUUUGACUUUGCAAGAUAUGGCCGAAUGCAAAUCAGAUUUUCCAGAGAAGGACUACUCAGAUGAAAACGAUAAAAAGGCGGACGCGAAGCGUGUAUCCCAGCAGAACCUCAAUGGACGAGAUCUAACCUCACACUCGGGGAACAAAAUCGCAACGGAAUCACUAGUGCGGAUUAAGCUGAAUAUCAUCGAACAAAUUGACCUAGCCAUUGCGCAAUUCGAGUCGAAACAAGUCGACCGACCUCCAAUUGGUGGAGCUGGUGGUGAUAGGUGUACGAAAAUGGUUCAAUUUCCGGAUGUGAUGAUCUCGAAAACGGAUUCAUUUACACAAACCAAAAGCAACAUCAGAUUGAAAUUAUUGAGUGAAAUUGAAACGAUUUUGAAGCGAUUGAAAGAUAUUGAGCUGCUGGAGUGAUGCGAAGCUAAUGAAGGAAUGUUUGGCGAUUUUACAAGUUAGAGCUGUGGCAUCAUAUGAUAUCCAGAAGUAGUUUUCGUGGGACUAUUCAAACACGGUCUACUAUUGAAGUGCUGCGUUCGAUAUAUAUAUUUCUCUAUAUUGUUCAUUUUUAUCGUUUCGCUGCUAUUGUUUUUAUUUGUGAAAUUUGUUUUAAUAAA